Messenger RNA from Daucus carota subsp. sativus, 1874 nucleotides. RefSeq lists its product as uncharacterized. Gene Ontology annotation, cellular component: plasmodesma; plasma membrane. The record is from RefSeq and is a predicted model, not a curated record. NCBI's taxonomy places the organism in Eukaryota, Viridiplantae, Streptophyta, Magnoliopsida, Apiales, Apiaceae. Bases 98 to 1708 code for a protein of 536 amino acids. The transcript has 9 exons.
ACAUCAACAGCCUGCCCAUGACCGCGUAAACGAUUCUAUUCGGCCUUCUUUGUUUUUAUUACCAACACUCAACUCAACAAACUCAACAAGUUUCAUCAUGUUCUGCAAUAACCGAAUCUCUCUCCAACUUGCUCUGCUUCUCCUCGUGUUUUCAGCCCUCUUUUCAUUCUCUCAUCAAGCUUCAGGGGUGGUUUACGAGAAUGAGGAUAAUUUGGUCUCAUGGCCAAGUAGAAGGAGUGUGGCUGAGGAUGCCACAGGUGUUAGCAACUCAUCGUUGAUACUGGCUGAGAAAAGAACUUACAGAAAAGACCCUUCUGACAGUUUUAAGUACUAUAAACGUGGAUGGAACAUAAGUGAAAAGCAUUACAUUUAUUCUGUGGCUUUUACUGCGGCUCCUUUGUUCCUCAUUGCUGCGCUCUGGUUUGUGGGAUUUGGCUUGUGUUUAUUGAUCCUGUGUAUGUGCUUUUGCUGCUGCCAGAAACGUCCUUAUGGCUAUUCUCGGACUGCUUAUGCCCUUUCUCUUAUCUUUCUCUCAAUAUUCACCGCUGCAGCUAUUGCCGGCUCGGUCGUUUUAUACACUGGACAGGGAAAAUUUCAUAUGACCACAACCGACACUGUGAAUUUUGUUGUUAACAAAUCAGACACUACAGUUGAAAAUCUUCAGAAUGUGUCGGGCUAUCUUGCAGCAGCUAAACGGAUUAGAUUAAACCAAUUUGUCCUACCUCCAAGUAUCCAGAAUAGCAUUGACAGUGUUGAGACUAAGAUCAACUCUUCUUCUGCAACUCUUGAACAUGAGACAAAAAAGAAUUCAAAUGAUAUACAAAAUGUGCUGGAUGCAGUGCGUCUUGCUCUUGUGAUAAUUGCUGCUGUAAUGCUUCUUGUGGCGUUUCUUGGUUUUCUAUUCUCAAUUUUUGGCAUGCAGUAUCUUGUUUAUAUUCUGGUGAUCAUAGGAUGGGUUCUUGUGACACUCACAUUUAUCCUGUGUGGCAUAUUCCUCGCUCUCCACAAUGCGACUGGAGACACCUGUGUGGCAAUGGAUGAGUGGGUUAAGAACCCUACAGCGCAUACAGCUUUAGAUGACAUAUUGCCAUGUGUUGAACCUGCAACUGCUCAAGAAAUAUUAUCUGAAAGCAAGAAUGUUACCUUUCAAUUGGUUGUAGCAGUGAACCAGAUCAUCGUCAAUCUUUCAAACGUUGAUAUACCAUAUGGUCUACCUUUCUCAUAUAACCAAUCUGGCCCUUUGGUGCCUGUCCUGUGUAAUCCAUUCAAUCCUGACCAAACAGAUCGAAAAUGUACUGCUGGUGAGGUUCAGCUUAGCGAUGCAGCGCAGGUUUGGAAAAAUAACAUAUGUGAAGUUUCAGGAGACCAUUGUAUCUCAGUGGGACGUCUGACUCCUAGUAUGUAUGACCAAAUGGUUGCUGCUACUAAUGUGAGUUACGGACUAUAUCAAUACGGUCCAUUUCUUGCUGAUUUACUGGAUUGUAGCUUUGUUCGCGAUGCCUUCAUGGGGAUACAAGAUGAGUACUGCCCAGAUUUGAGGCUAUACAGCAGAUGGGUCUACAUCGGACUGGCAUUGGCCUCAGGUUCAGUAAUGCUUUCUUUAAUUUUCUGGGUACUGUAUGCAAGAGAGAGGCGGCACCGGAAAUACACCAAACUCAUCAGAAACUCCUCCGCACCAAAUUCAUUCGAAGAGAAAGGACGGCCUUAAAGUAUCUUUUUGUAUAUUGCAAGGAAACUAGGUAAAUUAUUUGUACAGAAGAAUUAGAACAUCAUUCAUUGAAUCAUUUGUCCUAACACAAGAAUGAUCAGUUUCUUUAUUAGUUCAUCAAGAUAUGAUGUUUCUAUAUUUAUGUGAUUAUGAAGUCAAAGAGGCA